Messenger RNA from Psylliodes chrysocephalus, 2894 nucleotides. The record is from the annotation of a GenBank genome assembly. Lineage: Eukaryota; Metazoa; Arthropoda; Insecta; Coleoptera; Chrysomelidae.
UAUAUGGCCUUUCAAUCUCUGUAUAAAAUAUUGAACUGUUGGAUUGAAGUAAGCGGAAGCCAUAACAAUAUUAACAUAACAGUAACAUUUCAAAGCCGUGACCGCAAAGUAUAGAUUUCGAAGAUGUGUACGGUUUCGCGAUAUGGGUAAUUUGAAAGUGAAAUCACUUCCCACUUUUUCUGUUCCAUAUCGUCCAAUUAAUCCACUUUUCCCAUCAUCGACGCCUAUUACACGAGAAGACCAAGAGACAACGCAAGAAGAAGAAGAAGCUGAAGAAGAAGAGACGAAUCCAGUGACCCAGUUGUGUGGGUGGACGUUGUCGUUGGCUGCGCGCUCUCUUUGUUCGAGUCUCGACUCAUCUCUCGAAGUAGGUUAGUGCAACCAGCGGUGGGGACCAGACUUCGGAGAGUGUCUCUCGGAGCGUUCGACUCGACGACGAUCAGUCUCCAUCCGUCGUUCUUCAAGUGUACACGUUGCCGAUGGAACUCGCACUAGCGUAUCGGUAGGCAUGUGAUCGGUGUCGGCGCCGUAGACUUGCCAUGAGCCCCGCUUCCGCAGGCAAUCUAGAAGUAGAACGAUACAUCGGGGCCUGUUUAAUUUCGCAAAACCGCGCUAAAACUAAACCGACGCGUCAAGAUCAUUUUGUGUCGAACUCUAAUAGGGAUGUAGUGCCCGAUGUUUAUCACAAGCAACACGUGAAUUUCCGUUUGCAGAGAUGUCACUCGGUCGAAGGUUGGGCCGGAGGAGUGCCACUGAUCUCCUUCGCUCAACAUCAGAGAAAGAACCACAAAAACGAUCAGGAAGACCCCGGCUCCUUGGCUAGAUUGGCUGUGCAUACCCAAGGGGCACCCUUAAUUCUCACAAAAAGUUUUAACCACAGAAAGAACAAGGUAAACAGAAAUAAUGGUACGACGAAAGUUUUCGAAAACUCUAAUAACAAGAAGAAUAAUAACAAGUGUCAGAAUAGUGCGGACGCUGUGAGCGUUACCAGUGACGAAAGUUCGGGAUCGGCGAAUUCUGAGACGUGUUUGCCGCGGAUCAUCAAGCCGCGUAAAAGACGAAAAAAAGACAGGAAGCCUCCUCUGCUGGGAAGACCCUUAAGUCAGGAUGGUUUCUCGACUGAUAGCGCCAGUCCAGAAAUUGACAACACACAGUCAAACUAUUUAUCUCUAAGUCCGUUUAAUAUAUUUAAUUUCAACCCAUACGGCACUCUGAUAUUCCCAGAUUCCGCUAAGCUUGUCGAUCAGCUGCACAUACUGAGCGACAUUAGUGAGACUCCCAAACUCCACCAUUCCUUCGAGGACAUCGAAGAACUCGAUGACGGUAAAGAUAUUAAUGGCAACCAACCCACAAGCACGUGUCAGUGUCGCUAUUGCGACCCGAGCGGGCAAAUUUGGGACGUGGAUCGCGAGUGUUAUUCUCCGUUUUUAACGCCACCAACCAAAUCUUUCCAAUUUCCGACACUCAAUCUUGAAGAUAUUUCUUAUACAUCUCCACUAUCCAUGAGUUGCUUGGAACACAGCUUAUCUUCAAUAUCCCUGGAGAAUGAAGGUCGUAAUAAGAAAACUCCGACUUCGAGGUCGUCCAGUUCGUCGUCUUGCAGAGACCUGGAGGUGUCGACGGAAAUUGUAACCUCUUUGAAUGGUCAUCGGGAUAUCGAAAUCAAGUUCUUUUCGAUGCCAAGUAGUAAUGUUGACAGUGUCAAGUCUGGUGAGUCGAGGAAGUGUGUUCCAGAUAAUGAACUCAGUUUAGCGUACGAAGAAUGAGUCUAUGAGAUAACUACUACACGUAUGAUUUUUAAAUGUAAAUUUUUUUAUUAGAUUGAAGUUUUUAGAUAUAGUGUUCUAUUUCAACGAUUAGAUUUUUGUCAAUCGUUUUAAUUUAUUAACUGACAUUGGAAUAUCAAAUAUUUUGCUUCUUGGUGUCAUUUACCUUGUAUAAAUUUGUAGCCCAGCGUUUAACGAAAAUCUAAUCAUUGAAAAGUUUGUACAUAACAGUUUUUUCAUUCAAAAAACUGAUAAAAAUUCCAAUCUAAGAAAAUAUAUGAUGAGAUACAAAUACCUAACCUAAUUUUUAAGCUACGCAACUUGGUAUAAUUUUCAAAAAGUUUGUAUUUGUUAUAAACAUGACAGUACAGUUUGGAGUUUAAAUUAAUGUCUUUUACGGUAACUUCAAUUUUGGCGAAGGAAUAAAAUCAGUCACCUAAAUUUAAACUAAUUUAAGGUAAUUUAUUCAUUUGAAAAAUAUUAUUUUCUAUUUUUGGAAAAAACAUUUUCUAAAAAAGUAUAUGGCUACUAAGUACCUACCCUUUUUUUAAUCAAAAUAAAAUAUUGUGCUUUGACAAAAAAAAAUAUUGUAUUCAAUUUUCAAUUUGGUUAUAUAGGUACAUCAUCACAUUUGAGUUAUUCAAAAUAAGUUUUUGAUUCUGAUAAUUUUGUCAAUUUUUAAUAAAAAAUUUCUUAUCGAGAUUAGAUAAAUUUAAGAUAAUUAUUAUAUAAAUUGAUGAACUCAAACGGUGCAAAUUGGUUGUUUUUACUGGUAUUUUUUUCGAUUUAUCUCAAAUAGAAAAGUGCGAUAAUUUAGUGUUCUAUCAUGACAUUUUAUUUUAUGACUAACUAAAUUAACCGAUUUUUAUGACUCAAUGAAUAGAAUUAUCUAAGUAAUAAUUACAAAAAAAUUUUAUUCGCUCAAAUGCCGAUUCAUGUAAUAAAAAAAGUUAAUAGUCAUAACUCUUUAAACGGUAAUUUCCUUAAUUAUACACUUGAUAUAUUUUUAUUUUUGGACUUUUAAUGUUUUAAAGAAUCAAUUUUUCAAAGUGACUUUCGUAGAAAAUUAUAUCAAUAAUAAAAUAAUAGAAAUUUUUAUUAAAGUUGUGUAAUAUAAUAUAUUUGUUA